AAGCGGAGUAGAGACUUGCGUUUUUGCUAUGAUGGAGAAAUCACACGCACGCACACCUCAAAGGAAAAUCAUGAAUGAAACAUCUGAAGACCUUGAUCAAAAUCAUAUUAGUCAAAUAUCAAAACACACAGCUCAGUUCGCUGAGAUUUGGAAGACUGAGUUUGUGCAGACAAAUACCUGGGCAGGUGAAAUGGCGUGUGCAAAAGUGCCUUUAGAUGAACUGCAUGUGACUGAGCCCUUUGGACCACAAGGCAAAGAACGCACCCUACCAGCUCUGCACCCUAACCGUAAAGAAGAGAGAUGUUUCUUAAGCUAUAAACCCCCACCUGAGGAUGGCACACCGGCGCUGGUGGAGGAGUUUCUGGAGAAUGCUCAGUUCAUCUCGGAGGAUCUGGAGUGGCUGCUGGCUUUACCUCAUGACAAGUUCUGGUGCCAGGUGGUAUUUGAUGAGUCAUUACAGAUAUGUUUGGACUCUUAUUUGAGACACGCUCCGCGUGGUUUGGACCCAUCUGGUCUCUCGUCUAGUCCAGCUGUGGCCGACAUGCAGAGGAACAUUCAUCGCUCUGUGUUCAUGGUCUUCCUCAGGAUGGCUACGCACAAAGAGUCUAAGGAGAACUUCAUAACCCCUGCAGUGUUUGCAGAGAUCAUUUACAACAACUACCUAUUUGACAUUCCCAAAAUUCUGGAUCUGUGUGUGCUGUUUGGGAAAGGAAAUUCCCAACUGCUACAUAAAAUGAUCGAGAACAUUUUUACUCAACAGCCCAGUUAUUAUGGAGACCUAAAUGAGACUAUACCUUCAAUCAGCCAGGUGUUUGAUAUGAUAUUACAGAAGUGUGGUAUUCAGUCAGAGGACACAGGAACUGGUCAACCCCUCAAACUGAAUGGAAACAAAUGCCAAACUGCCAUGACCAUGCCAGAGGAGGAGCUUGCAGACUUGGUGUUGUACAUGUGUGAUACUUGCACUACUAUCCACUCUUUCCUGGACAUCUUCCCUGAGGCUUGUUCUACCUUCAAACAACACAACUUUCUUAACAGAUUAUCGUCAUUCUAUGAGAUGGCAGUUCCAGACCUGGAGAAAGCAGUGAAGAAGAGAAAUUUCAGUAAAAGUUUACAGGAGGACAUGUGGAGACGAAUGUCCCAUUCAAGAAAGAAAAUGGUAGAGAUUGCUCACCUGCUGCUCCAACACACGUGUUUACAGCCCAUACUGGAGGGCACUGAAAACACGGCAUCCUGUGUAGAUGAUCUUCUACAGACCUUCACAGCUUUCCUUCAAGAGAAAAGAUUCCUGGCAGAUUAUGAUGAACAGUUCCCUAUAGUAGAUGACAUCAGUCUCCUUCAGCAGGCCUUCCCUCAUUUAGACGACACCAGGACGACUUACCUGUUGCAGGGUGUAGAGUCAGCUUGGGAGUGUGUGGGGAAAAAGAGAAGCUUCCCCUCAUUAGCCAAUCACAGCGCAGGAGCCAAGAGCAAAACUGGCAGAGAUUCAGCAGCUUCCCAGAAGGAAGGAGCAGGAGUGUUGGGAGACAGUGAAGAGUUGAGUGGAGCGGAAGCUAUGACUCAUGUUCCCCGUAAGGGAGAGAACGGAGCAGUGUGCACAGUGAGUGCUGGAGAACUAGAGUCUCUUCUGUCCCAUAUCCGAGAGCUGCUUCCGGACUUGGGAGAGGGAUUCAUAUUGGCAUGUUUGGAGGAGUAUGGAUACAAUACUGAACUUGUCAUUAACAACAUCCUGGAAGAUAAACUGUCUCCUUCUCUUGACAAAUUGGACAGGGCAAUGGCCAGGUUGGCAAAGAAGGAGCUUCCCUCAGUUUUGAGCACCAGAUCAAACGUGUUUGACGAUGACGAGUUUGACGUGUUCAACCGUGACCAACUGGAUAUGAAUCGUAUUUGGAAAGGCCGGAGACAGGGGGAGAGUGUGCGUGCCACGCUCGAUGACAAGCAGCACAUAGAAGAGCAGAGAGCGAGAUAUCAAGCCUACCAGAUAGUGGUGGAUGAGAUUCCCAUAGAAAAUGAGCCCUCCAGAGACCGUGAUGAUGCUUUCGGCAUGUAUGAUUAUGAUGACGAAUAUGACGACACGUAUGAUAUCAACCAAAUAGGAGCCAAUGAUCUGGAUGAAGAGGAUGAACUAUUGAACCGCAGGCCGUUUACUACCCCACAGGUUCUCAGAACAGGCAAACAGACUCGGGAGAAUGAUGAAGACGAGGAGGAAGAGGACAAGAAUGAUGCUGUGAAGAAGGAUCACUUCGUCCAGGACCCAGCAGUCCUCAGAGAGAGAGCGGAGGCCAGGAGAGCUGCUAUGCAAAGCAGAAAAGGCUACAGACCACCAGCAAGUCAAGUGGAAGGUGGGCCAAAGGGACGGGGCCAGACGCAGGAGACCGUUUUGGACCGUCGCAGAAAAGAAGCGAAUAAGAGCAGAGGAGCCAAUCACAGUCGCAGAACGAUGGCUGACAGGAAGAGGAACAAGGGCAUGAUCCCUUCCUAAGACUUUUACAUGAACAACAGCACAGUGCAGAGUUCUUGGAGAGCUAAAAGCAAAAACAGUACCUGAGGUUAAAUGGAGCUCCUCAUUUACAGAAGAUCGAUACGCAUCGAGAUGACACUCUGGUCUAUUACAUAGACCUGUCAUUCUUUCAGAUUGAAAAUGAGUUCUCAGUCAGUUUAUUUUCUGAAGUAUGAAUAGACAGGCUGAGUUGGAGUUUGAAGUGCUUAGUAAAAUAAACAGGGAUGUCUGUUUAUAAGGGAUCAAGAUAAUCAUCUAUUUUUUUAAUGUUCUUUUUGCUAGUGAUAGACAGCAUAAUGUAUAACAAGAAAACAACAGUUUUGUAAGGCAAAGGAGUCAUGUCUUUUGCCCUGUAACACAUGAGUUUAUUGAACAGAGGAGAGGUACAAACAGUUAUUGCACUGUUGAAGAAAGUUCAAUAAAUAAAUAAAGGAACAUCAGGUUUGAGAAUGUAGCAUCUAAAAUAAAUUUGAGAAUGACCUUAACAAUAUGUGGUACGUUACACUAUCGAAGCAACAAUGCAGCUCAUAAGAUCCUGUUCCAGUUCUUUAAAGGUUUAAAAAGUGAUUAAGACUUGACCUCAGAGCAGUCUUUUGAGAAACCUCCCCAUUUGAGGUUGCAGAGUCUGAUUUCAACACACAAGCCCUUUUGUGCCAAAGGCUGUGAGCAUUCAUCAUUCUAGCAGAGAGAGGCGUCAUUUUUCCUCAAAUAGACUUUGAACAGGCAGUGUUCUCUUGCCAUGUGGAGUAACAUAUUUCUACUUACUAGGAUAAAUUCAAAGCAUUUUGUAAUAGAAAGCAUAUUUAAGAAUGCUUUUGAAAUAAAACAAGCCUUUAGAAGAUAAAACAAGAAUAAAUACUAUUCUUAAGAAUGUGCUUCUAUAUUGUUCCUCUUUGUGUGAGUGUUUCAUGUGAUUUGAUGUAAUGGUUGUCUACAUGUCCGGCAGAUGCCCUCCUGAGAUAGCGUGGAGUCAAGACAGCUCAUGUAUCAUGACUGAAGCGUGAGAGAUGAGGGGAAAUUUGGCUUAAGCACAGAUCAAGAUUUCAUUUAAUGAGAUGCUCUGAUUGGCUGUAUUGAGAUUCCAUAUUCCUAUUUUCUAUCAUUAAGUACAUUUACAUGCACAGCACAGUUAUAAUGAAGCUACAGCAGGUUUUUGCAUAGACGAGCUACAGUCUUCAUCUAUCUGUUCCAGUAUUAAUGACACAAUGUGUAAUUGAAAAUUAAAAGGAUUAGGAACACAUCUUUUGGGGCCAGCUGUACAGCUGAAAGAAGUAUUGCAAAAUGUAUUACAAAAAUUAUUUUAAAAGAAAUGUUUUCUAUUUUAGUAUAUUUUAAAAUAGAUUUGCAUUUUACAAAGCUGCAUUUUUAGUAGCCGUUACUCCAGUCUUCAAUGUUGCAUGGUUCUUCAGAAAUCAACUUUCAAAACAGUUGUGCUACUUAAAAUUAUGUAAACUAUGAUACAUUUUUUGAGGAUUCAAUUAGGAAUGGAAAGUUUUUGAUCAAUAUACUGCAUCUUUGCUGAAUAAAAAGUAUUAAUUUAUUAUUAAACCAACCCCAAACUUUUGAACGGUAGCAUAGGUUCAUUAGUCCAGCUACGCAAAAACCUGACUAGAAUGAAGCAUUUACAUGACAAUUCAAAACUAAACUGAAGAGAAUCUGAACUUCUAAAAUGCAUGUAAAUGUACUUACUGUCCCUGUAAAUUCUCUUUUAAGAGCAACAGUAAUAGUAAAAGUCGCUCUCUGUGCAGCAAGAAGGCACAGGGCAUCCUUGCAGCUCUUUGUAUGGAAUAAUACUGAUACUCGCAUGUAUCUUUCACUUUACUGUGUAGCUUAGAGUAACAGACCUGAUUAACAUGCCUCUUUUUUCCAUCAAAUUAGUGCUAGUACUUUAGCUGGAGGCUUAGCUGACAAUGGUACUACUAUGUCAUGUGGGGCUCUGUACCACACAACCUUUCCACAAAAAAAUAUAAUGAUAAUGUUUCUUCUUAAAGGUCCAGAAACAUUUUAUAUGUUCUCAAAAGAUGUCAAGAUCACAACUUCAAGGUCACAACCAACUCCAGUCAAGAACGGCAUCUUUUUUGGGUGAAAAAGGAUGGAAAAGGGCCAGGUUAGGCACCAGCCCUGGUCUCGUAUCAGAGGAAAAGGUUGAGAGAUAUUGUACUGACAAGAUACUAUUUCUUAAUUUUUUUCUCUAAGGAUUGUAUGCAAAUUUUAUGCCAACCCUUGUUUAAACAAAAAUUUGAGACUUGAGGGUGUAUGAUUCUUCCUUACUUUGAAGAGAUUGGAAAUAUUUUGUUUUUUGCUGUGCAUAUGACUUCACAAUCCGUGUAUCUGUGAAUUGCUGAGCCGGUUCAAGAAAUGCAGUAAUGUACGUAAAAGAACUGAUCCCAUGUACAAGGACCUAACUUCAAGAAACAUCUCAAGUGGUUUGACCAAAGAUCAGGAACUAGUCCUGACUCCUGGGGUCUCUUGAAAAAGAACUCAAGGUUUAUAGUCUUUGGAGAGGUCAAAUGGAGAUAUUCUGACCUUACAGUACAGUGGAGGGGUU
Molecule: messenger RNA, 5045 nt
Organism: Onychostoma macrolepis
Lineage: Eukaryota; Metazoa; Chordata; Actinopteri; Cypriniformes; Cyprinidae
Gene: ascc2
Product: activating signal cointegrator 1 complex subunit 2
Exons: 19
Coding region: 29-2479 (816 amino acids)
Biological process (GO): regulation of DNA-templated transcription
Molecular function (GO): ubiquitin binding
Source: RefSeq, a predicted model, not a curated record